GGGGAGCGCAGCGGCCCCGGCCCGGCCAUGGGGCUGCGCGCCGCCGGCAUCCUCGGCUGCUGCUGCUGCCUGCUGCCCCUCGUGCUGCCCGCAGCGCCAGGCGUGAUCUGUAAAGCUGGCUGCCAUCCAGAGAAUGGAUUCUGUGAAUUUCCCAGUGAAUGCAGGUGUCAGCCUGGCUGGCAGGGUGCACUCUGUAACCAGUGUGUUCCUUUCCCCGGGUGCUUGCACGGCAGCUGUGCCAAGCCCUGGCAGUGCAUCUGCGAGGAGGGCUGGGUCGGCAGCCUCUGUGACAUAGAUAUUCACCCAUGUUCAGCAAAACCCUGCACCAAUAAUUCAACGUGUAUAGAGACUGGUGAUGGAGGAUAUAUUUGUCUGUGUGCCCAGGGAUUUACAGGAAAAAACUGCCAUCUCAAGAAAGGACCCUGCAUUAUUAAUGGUUCUCCCUGCCAGAAUGGAGGAACAUGCAUUGAUGACAAUGGUUUUGCACCCCAUGCUUCCUGUCUGUGCCCUUCUGGUUUCGCUGGCAACUUCUGUGAGAUAGACAGAGACGACUGCGAAUCCAGCCCGUGUGAGAAUGGAGGAACCUGCACAGAUGUCGGAGUGGGUUUCAGCUGUUCUUGUCCCCAUGGCUAUACAGGGAAGCUCUGCAGCAGCCGUGUCGCUUUCUGUGCAAGUGGCCCGUGUGAGAACGGGGGCACUUGCAGUGAGCAUCCCCAGGGAGGGUUCGAGUGCAUCUGCAAACCAGAAUUUGUUGGCGUGACCUGCAAACAUCCCAGCAAAAACACAAGCCUCUCUGGAAUGAAUACGGAGACAAAGCAUAUGCAGAAUUACAAGCCACCCUCAAAAGCUCACCACAGAUCAGUGCACCAACAACAAGAAAUCCUGAAAAUAACAGUGAAAGAAACAAUUCAAAAUGCAGAUCCCUUAAUGAGUAGAAGCCAGGUGAUAUGUUUUGUUGUGCUGGGCUUGCUUACGUGUCUUGUUGUCUUGGGUACAACUGGGAUUGUUUUCUUUUCAAAAUGUGAAAUGUGGCUUGCUAAUGCCAAGUAUAGUCAUCUCCUGCGCAAGAAAAAGAACUUUUUUCUGAAGUCUAACAAUGGGGAAAACCUCUCAGUUAAUAUUAUCUUCCCAGAGAAGAUCAAAUUGACUAAUUACACUAAGAACUACACUGCCAUCUAGGCCCUUGAAAGCCAAGCAGCAUCUUGCAACUUUUCAUAGCAAUAUGUAAAAUUUAUUGCCUGUGUUUGGCCUCAGUAUUUGUGUGUAUAUUUGCUGUAAAUUGUUCUGAGUGACAAUGAAGAAAUGUAAUGGAUCUGUCUUGCUAAGGAUUUUUUCAUUCCCCAAAAUAAAAGGUAAAAAAAAAAAAAAA
This is a messenger RNA of Melospiza melodia melodia, 1369 nucleotides long. It is a transcript of the gene DLK1, whose product is annotated as delta like non-canonical Notch ligand 1. The transcript has 5 exons. NCBI's taxonomy places the organism in Eukaryota, Metazoa, Chordata, Aves, Passeriformes, Passerellidae. The coding region runs from base 28 to 1179 and encodes 383 amino acids. Gene Ontology annotation, molecular function: Notch binding; calcium ion binding. The record is from RefSeq and is a predicted model, not a curated record.